Molecule: messenger RNA, 945 nt
Organism: Pseudovirgaria hyperparasitica
Lineage: Eukaryota; Fungi; Ascomycota; Dothideomycetes; Acrospermales; Acrospermaceae
Exons: 1
Coding region: 165-698 (177 amino acids)
Source: RefSeq, a predicted model, not a curated record
UUAGAUUACGGGCCGUAAUGGCCAUGCAUAUGCAUGUCGAUGGAUCGAUGGAUCGAUGGUUGGAUGGGCAUUUUUACGAGAAUGGCGCACGAAUGGCAUGGGGGUUUGGUUGGUGGUGGAUCUAGAAUUUAGAAUCUGGAUUCUGGUUUCUGGGUUGUGCUGAGAUGGGUGAGAUGGGAUGGGAUGACGCUCGUGCAGUGCACUUCAUACAUAUAGUCAUACAUACACACAUACGCACAUACAUACACAUACAUACAUACAUACAUACAUACCUAGCAUCCACCCCAAGCCUGACAUGCCCCUCCCACCCGAAGACUACACACCCGAACAUCCCGAACAACCCGAACAUCCCGAACAACCCGAACAUCCCGAACAACCCGAACAUCCCGAACAACCCGAACAUCCCACCCGCACCCUCUACCAGACCCGAACCAGACCCCAAUCCCCAACCGCGCCGCCGCGUUCUCGUCUACGGGUCAUCAAUACUGUUGCCUGUUGUUCUUCUUACUGCAUCACGGCGCGUGGUCUCGCACGUGUCUCGUGUGUUUUGUAUAUUCCAUAAUGAAGCGCGUUUACGGGCCUGGCUUGGCUACGCUGUGCAUGGGUAUGGGUAUGGCAUGGUAUGGGUACGGGUAUGGAAUGGAAUGGGGAUACGAAACUACGCCAUCGUAUGCAUUCGUGAUCUUAGAAUAGAAUGAGUUUGUAGAUGGCUUGAGGAUGGAUAAUUACCGUUACCGAGGCCGUUUCGGGGAAACGUGCUGGGAUCUGAUGAGGUAUGAGUGUACACACGGGGCAGUAGCACAUGGGCAAAUCCGAGAUAUGGCGGAUUCGUUCUUCUGCUCUUUAGCUAUCUAUCCAUCGGACGCAGUGCAAGCAGACGCAGACGAUGCAACGGAUGGUAAGGUAAGGUCAGCAAGACAACGUAAGCAAAGCCUCGUCUAGCAA